Molecule: messenger RNA, 3050 nt
Organism: Thalassophryne amazonica
Lineage: Eukaryota; Metazoa; Chordata; Actinopteri; Batrachoidiformes; Batrachoididae
Gene: c1qtnf12
Product: C1q and TNF related 12
Exons: 8
Coding region: 935-1897 (320 amino acids)
Molecular function (GO): hormone activity
Source: RefSeq, a predicted model, not a curated record
UGAUGAUAAAACUCCACUGUGAGUUCUCCUGUGAGCUCAGUCAGAGAGCAAAGGAGCAACUGAAACCACAGCGGAUCACGCAGAGGUGCUCUGAUGCCAAACAUGCACACUGACUUGGACUAGAUGACUCGUAGGACCAGUCACUAGAGCGCGCCUGAGUUGUUUCAGCCAGAAGCAGAAGAGCUGCUGGACAUAUUGCAAGUUUCCAGACAGCAACAGGUUUAGACUCCAAGGAGCCAAACAGGCUGUGCAGCAAAGAUCCAAACUGGACCUAAUCCAUCUUCUCUUGGGCUUUGUUCCUUCUGCAUCCCAGCAGGCACGUGGCGUGUGGACACACACAGGCUGCACCUCUUGAUCAAAGCCCAGGUCCUGUACAUCUUGUAGCUUUGGCACCUACCACCCAGCCUUUGCUGAAGACGGGAUCUGUUCUUUAUUGUGAGAAACGGAAGGCGAGGGGGAGAGCAAAGAGAAUAUCUCCAUCCAUCUCCAUCCUGAGUCGCUCCCAUAAGCUGCCCCCUCCUCUAUGACUCUUCUUUUGGCCCCUUACCCUUCACCCCCCAACAGAGCAGAAAGCGUGAAAAAUCUCACUAAUGGGUUUAUUUGCUGUCAGAUCUGUGCCGAUCUGUCAUUCCUUUGGACCAUUCUGCCUGACACAGUUCAUAGUUGAGUAACCCUCCUGGCUUUCUGGCUGGAGGUAAAAGUGUCCCCGCAUCGUUUGGCCGGCUCAGAGCUCAUCAAGAGAGGAGCAGCAGCAGCCGUCAUUCUGACAGUCUCUUGGACAGGAAGACCUUGAAGCAGCAUUCCUCUGGUCUCCUUCUCCCUCUUGGGUCUUUGUGUCUGUGCAGCUUGCGCCCUCAGCAUCCAUCAGCUGGUCACCCUAAACGCCGGAGGUUGUUCCUGCAAGAAUUCCAGUACUGAACCAAAGAGCGUGAAGAUGUGGUGUGGGGCUGGGCCUCUGGCUGUAGUGGCCGCAGUGUUCUGGACUCAGUGUGUCCUUCUGGAAGGGGUGGACGCCAAGAAGGAGAGGAAGAGGCCGAAAGACGUCACCCCACAACACACAGAGACAUACAACGCGUCUCUAUCGAACAGCGAAGAGGUUGAUGGGAGCAUUAAGGUUUCUGAGCACCAGAGAGUGGACCCGUUAGGAUCAUGGAUGGACUUUGUCAAACGACCCGUUGGCAACUUCCCUGGAAAGUGUCCUAAACGGAAACGACCCCUGCCGGGCCCACCUGGUCCUCCAGGUCCUCCUGGCCCACAGGGACCUCCUGGAUCUCCUGGGGCUGAAGUGACCCAAGACGUUCUUCUCCAGGAGUUCAAAGAUAUGAUUAGAGAGGCUACAGAAAGACGGGCAGCAACGCUGGACAGACAAACCAGCCCGAGCCAGUUACCAAUGGCCGUUCUCACUCUGGAGGGGAUGACCUCGUACCGGCGAAUAGAAGAGGCUUUCCACUGUAAGCUCAAGGGACCCAUGGUGGUUGACAAGAAGACGCUGGUGGAGCUCCAGAACUUUCAGACACCACCAGCUAAAGGAGCCUUCCUCAGAGGGUCGGGGAUGGACCAGUCCACAGGGAGAUUCACAGCUCCCAUCACAGGAAUCUACCAGUUCUCUGCUAACGUCCACAUCGACCACGACAAGGUGAAGAGGAGCAAGAGUCAGCUGAAGGCCAGGGACAACGUUCGAGUGCUGAUCUGCAUCGAAUCGCUCUGCCACAGAUACACUUCACUGGAGAUGAUUGUCGGAUUAGAAAGCAACAGCAAGAUAUUCACGGUCAGCGUACACGGCCUGCUGGAGCUGCAGGCUGGCCAGUACACGUCCAUAUUCGUGGAUAAUGCAGCCAGCGCUUCCAUUACGAUACAGAACGGGUCAGAUUUCAUGGGCAUGCUGCUCGGCGUAUAGCCUCCUACCCUGUCCCAUGAGCAGGGCAGCAUCCAUGUCAUCCACUACAGCUGUUUCUGUUUGUUUGUUUGUUUGUUUUUAAACGGACUGCUUAUGAGCACUGUCAGUCACCUAAUACAGGGCGGCUUGAAGAAGGACAGACGGGUGGCACUGAACUUGACUGCAUGUCAGAUGGUGAAAGGACAGUGUGUAGAGCUCAAGGACUGAGCUUGUUUUUCACGGAGCACUGCCACUUCCUCCGGGAUCUUUAACGCCCGAUGCGUCAGCAAGCACAAUAAUCUAAAAUUAAAGCAGUGAAUACAUCUAUUACACUAUACGGUCAUGAUUGUAUUAAACCUUGUUGAAACAAUAUUUGUAUUACACCAAAUAUAAUUUUUUUGUUAUAUUUUCUGCAUUGAUGUUGGAAUUGUUGUCCAACACAAGACCAGCAGUUUUGCGUGUGCGUAUGUGUGUGUGAUUUUUUUGUAUAUUGAUAUGAUUGUCAUUCUUGUGUAUUGUGUGCACAUUUAUUUUUUAUCAUUUAAAUCUCACAUUUAUAUAUUAAAUAUGAUGCAUAAACUCUAUGAGUACACUGGACAAUGGAAAUAUACUCAGUCAAAAAUACUAUUUUAUGGUUUAUUAUGAUUUUAUCUUUGCCAAGGAAGCCACACUGGAAGGAUUAUUCCAAAUCUAAUGACCUAAAUUUCAUGAAAUCCGUUUAAAAAGUAAAAAAAAAAAAAAAAAAAAAAAAAAAAAAAAAACCGACAAAAAAAAAGAGACAAAAAAAAAAAAAAAACACGACAAAAAGAAAAAAAAGAAAAGAAAAUGAAAAACAAAAAGAAAAUGUAACUCAGAAGUGGGCCAUAAAUAAAGAAAAUUAAAUGGGCAUAACCAAUUUUGAAAUAAUUUCAAACAAUUCCAAGAUUUGAUGCUUUGGACCUUGGCAGUGGCAUGCACGUGAGAGAGUGCUGUUCUUAUUUAAAACUGUUUUAUUCUGAUUUUGACAUAUUUGUAAUUUAUCAUAACUGAUACUCCAGUAACAUUGGAAAGCCGUACAUUUUGAUAAAGGUAUUUAUGUUUGAGCUGUAACCACAGUUUGUGUUGAGAUAUUUCAAUCUAGAGUUACUUUAUAUUCCCAUGGACAAAUUAUUGCAACAAUAAAGAUAUAUCAUUA